Molecule: messenger RNA, 4975 nt
Organism: Papilio polytes (common Mormon)
Lineage: Eukaryota; Metazoa; Arthropoda; Insecta; Lepidoptera; Papilionidae
Gene: Sra-1
Product: cytoplasmic FMR1-interacting protein
Exons: 28
Coding region: 229-4056 (1275 amino acids)
Biological process (GO): regulation of translation; cell morphogenesis; cell projection assembly
Cellular component (GO): neuron projection; SCAR complex; synapse
Molecular function (GO): RNA 7-methylguanosine cap binding; small GTPase binding
Source: RefSeq, a predicted model, not a curated record
GCUGUCAAUGUUACCUUAAGUUUGGGCUUGGUUCUACGCAAAGUGGAUAUUAUAUUGAACGAAUUUAUAUAAUUUCUCCACUUUUCCAUUCGAUUUUCACAAUUUACGUGUUAAUUAAUAUUACAUUAGGGUUUAAAUAUCAUGCAUUACAAAUAUUAUAGCGGGUAAUUGGUGUACAAGUAGUGUAAAAUACGACUUUAGUAGUUAAGUGAUUUCAUCUCAAGAAUCAUGUCUGUUAGUGAAAAAGUGUCUCUUUCGGAUGCUUUAAGCAAUGUAGACGUCCUAGACGAACUUACUUUACCCGAUGAACAACCUUGUAUAGAAGCUGCCCCUUGUUCUAUACUCUAUCAAGCAAAUUUUGAUACCAACUUCGAAGACCGCAAUGGCUUUGUCACCGGAAUUGCUAAGUAUAUUGAAGAAGCCACCGUACAUGCUAAUUUGAAUGAACUUCUAGAAGAAGGGAAUGCUCAUGCUGUGAUGUUAUACACAUGGAGAUGUUGCAGUCGAGCAAUACCUCAGCCGAGGUCUAACGAACAACCAGAUAGAGUACACAUCUACGAGAGGACGGUACAAGUUCUAGGUCCUGAAGUUGAUAAACUACUGCAGUUUAUGUACUUUCAGCGUAAAGCGAUAGAGCGUUUCUGUGGCGAAGUCCGCAGACUAUGUCAUGCUGAGAAAAGACGUGAUUUCGUCUCGGAAGCGUAUUUAUUGACGCUUGGCAAGUUCGUGAACAUGUUCGCCGUGCUCGACGAACUUAAGAAUAUGAAGAGUUCGGUUAAAAAUGAUUAUUCUACUUAUAGACGAGCGGCUCAAUUUCUUAAAGUAAUGGCAGAUAGCCAAAGUUUACAGGAGUCUCAAAAUUUAUCAAUGUUUUUGGCGACACAGAAUAAAAUUAGAGACACGGUGAAAGAUGCACUUGAGAAAAUCAAUGGUUAUGAAGAUUUACUUGCAGAUGUUGUCAACAUUUGUGUUCAGAUGUACGAAACAAAAAUGUAUUUAACACCUUCAGAAAAACAUAUGUUGGUUAAGGUAAUGGGCUUUGGUCUAUUCUUGAUGGAUUCUGAAGUUUGUAAUAUUAACCGUCUUGAUCAGAAAAAGAAAAUACGCCUCGACAGAAUUGACAGGAUUUUUAAGAACCUGGAGGUAGUGCCUCUAUUUGGCGAUAUGCAAAUUGCACCAUUCAAUUACAUCAAGAGAUCGAAACAUUACGAUCCAAGCAAGUGGCCAUUAUCUUCAAGCCCCAAUCCACCAUCACCUCAAGCAGACCUGAUGGUCCACCUGCCUCAGAUCAGAGAAGAACACCAGAAUUACAUAUCUGAGCUCGCUAGAUACAGUAAUGAGGUGACGACAACUUUUAAAGAAGCAGGUUCAGAUGCUGAAAAUAAAGCGGUUACUGAACUUUGUUUACGAGGUCUCCAGUUGUUAUCCUCUUGGUGUUCAGUGUUAACUGAAUUAUGUUCUUGGAAACUGCUGCACCCAACUGAUCACACUAUCAACUCUAGAUGUCCAGCGGAGGCUGAAGAAUAUGAAAGGGCUACUCGUUAUAAUUAUACAUCUGAAGAGAAAUUUGCUAUGAUAGAAGUGAUAGCUAUGAUAAAAGGUCUUCAAGUGUUAAUGGCUCGUAUGGAGACUGUGUUCGCUGAUGCAGCCAGACGCUCGAUAUACGCAGAGUUGCAGGAUUUCGUACAGUUAUUACUAAGGGAGCCACUAAGGAAGGCGAUUAAGAACAAGAAGGAUCUGAUACGAAGUAUAAUAGUGUCUGUGCGCGAGACAUGCGGCGACUGGGCGCGCGGCUGCGAGCCGCAGCAGGACCCGGCGCUGCGCGGCAAGAAGGACGCCGACGCCAGCUUCACUAUUAAAGUUCCCAGGAGGAAUGUUGGACCAUCAUCGACACAAUUAUAUAUGGUUAGAACACAACUGGAAGCUUUGAUAUCUGAUAAAUCUGGCGGUAGAAGGACAUUAAGGAAGGAUCUAGAUGCCACCACUUUGACACAAAUCGAAACAUUUCACCGUCAGAGUUUCUAUUGGGGGUAUUUGUUAAAUCUGUCAGAUUCCUUACAAAAGUGUUGCGAUCUCUCUCAGUUGUGGUACAGAGAGUUUUAUUUGGAAAUGACAAUGGGUAGGAAAGUAAAUAAAUGUACGGUACGUCAUCAGCAUAACGAGGAAUGUAACGAUUUGGUAACAAUGGAGAAAAGAAUUCAGUUUCCCAUAGAAAUGUCUAUGCCUUGGAUAUUGACUGACCAUAUUCUGCGAAGUAAAGAACCAGCUAUGAUGGAAUAUGUACUAUACCCGUUGGAUUUAUACAAUGAUUCCGCUCAAUAUGCGUUAACUGUGUUCAAAAAACAAUUUCUCUACGACGAAGUAGAGGCUGAAGUUAAUUUGUGCUUCGAUCAGUUCGUUUACAAACUGUCUGAACAAGUCUACGCUCAUUACAAACAACUGGCUUCCAGUAUGUUACUGGACAAGCGGUACCGCGCGGAGUGCGCGGCGCGCGGCGCCAGCACUGGCGGCGGCGCUGGCAGGUACGCCUCGCUGCUGCGCCAGCGCCACGUCGCGCUGCUCGGCAGGCACGUCGACCUCAACGCGCUGGUGGCUCAACGUAUCAAUGCGGACAUGCACCGCGCAUUAGACGCGGCUGUCGCGAAGUUUGAAGCAGGUGAUAUCACCGGAGUUGUGGAAUUAGAAGGUUUGAUAUCGGUAAAUCGUUUAUGUCACAAACUUCUAAGUCGGUAUCUGACUCUGGACGAGUUCGAAGCGAUCUUACGCGAAUCGGACCACGGAGUGCUCGCUCCGUACGGCAGGAUUACUUUGCACGUAUUCUGGGAACUUAAUUACGAUUUCCUGCCUAAUUAUUGCUAUAAUGCUGCGACUGACAGGUUUGUAAAAUGUCGUGGGAUUCAAUUCGUGGCGGGAGUUCAACGCGAACGGCCGCAGCAGUACGGACAUGCGUUGUUGUGGGGAUCUAAGCAGUUAGGAUUCCCUUAUGCCGCACAAUACGCGCAAUACGCAGGAUUCGUUGGAGCACAACAUCUUCACGCCCUAGUCCGGUUAUUGGGUUACCAGGGUGUGGCAGUAGUGGUAGGGGAACUAUUAGGCGUUGCCCGAGGCCUUUUACAUGGAACACUCGCUCAGUUCACCAGAGCGCUAGCGGCCGCUAUGCCCCGCCACUGCAAGCUGCCGAGAUACGAUUACGGAUCUAAUGGUGUUCUGGGUUACUAUCACGCUCAACUGACUGAUAUAAUCCAGUAUCCCGAUGCUCGUACGGAAUUAUUCCAUUCGUUUAGAGAACUCGGGAAUAUUAUUCUAUUCUGUAUGCUUAUUGAACAGGCUUUGAGUCAAGAAGAAGUGACAGAUUUACUCCACGCUGCGCCAUUCCAGAAUAUUCUGCCUCGGCCGUUCGCUGCAGAGGGAGAGAAACCUGAGGUAAAACAGAAACGCCUAGAAUCAAAAUAUUCAGCGCUGCAGAUUGUCCAGAACGUGGAUAAAUACGGUACUGCCAAGCAAAGUCAACUAGCCCGCGAAGGAGACUUAUUAACCAGAGAGCGAUUGUGCUGCGGCCUUUCUCUAUUCUCUGUGGUACUGCGCCGUUUGCGGGCGUGCCUCACCGCGCCGCAGUGGCCGAGCCCGCCGGCAGCGCCGCAGCACGCGCCUCUACACACUGAUGAUACUAGCGAGUUCCACAGACUGUGGUCCGCUCUGCAGUUCUUGUAUUGCAUCCCAGUUGGAGAUACGCAGUUUACUGUCGAGGAGUUAUUCGGCGAAGGUCUUCACUGGGCGGGAUGCACCAUCAUCGCACUUUUGGGUCAGCAGAGACGUUUCGAGGCUCUCGACUUCUGCUACCACAUCCUGAGAGUCCAAAGAGUUGAUGGGAAAGAUGAACUGGUUAAGGGAAUUCCACUGAAACGCAUGGUGGACCGCAUCAGACGUUUCCAGGUCCUUAACUCCCAGAUCUUCGGAGUCCUCGCGCGUCAUCUGGUCGCUGAUGAGGAGCGCGCUGGAGUAGAGCAUAUACGAUGCUUCCCUCCACCAGCUGCUUCACAUCAUCAUGUUGAAUAAACUAAACUAACAUCAACACUCAAUUUACAUCAAUACUAAACUAACACAACUCAAAUAUGAUGAAAUUAAAACUAUCAUCAACUCAAUUCCGAUUCACAUAGACUAAACUAAAAUAACAUCACCACUCAAUAUAUAAUACUAAACUGACACAACUAAAAUGUGAUGAAAUUAAAACUAUCAUAAUCUCAAUUCCGAUUCACAUCAUCACAUCGACUAAACUAAACUAACAUCAACACUCAAUAUAUAUCAAUACUAAACUAACACAACUCAAAUAUAAUUAUAUUAAAAGUAUCAUAAUCUCAAUUCCGCUUAACAUAAUCACGUCGACUAAACAAACAUAAUUCAGUGAAUUUAUGAUAGUUUAGUUCAGUUUAGUAUCAUGAUAGUUAUCACGUCUUCUCAACAUUUAUGAAAUCAUCAACACUAAGUAAACUAAAUUAACACGAUAACUCGACUAACUUUAACUCAACUAUCACGUUAACUCAACAAUCAACAAAUCGUUUAUCAUCUUAACUCAACAAUUACGAAAAUAAAACUAUGAUCAUUUCAAUUAUCACGAAGAUAAAACUGGAAUCACCUCAAUGAUUAUGUCAAUUCAACAAUCACGAAAAUAAAACUACCACCAAGUCAACUAUCAUCUCAACUAAAUAAUGACGUAAAACUAUCUGAUGUGAUAUCAUCAUUUCAACUCAAAUAUUAAAAUUCAACUUUCAUUAUAAUUCUGUCUAAAAUAAAUACCAUUUUAUUAAUAUCUCUUGUCUAAAUAAGAUAGAUUAGUUUGAUAAAUGACGCAUGAAGUAUCGAAUUCAAUUUGUAUGAAGUCUAACGUAAAUAGACAGGUGUAGUGACGAAACACGCAGCGAACAAUUAUGAACUAUCGAUAUUCGGUUUAAAUAAUUAUCGAACUCAACUAAAAUUA